AGUGGCUGGGAUAAGACGACCGUAUCUUGUGCAAUGGUCUCCUGGUAUAAUAUCUUUGCGGCGCCCUCAUAGCAGGAAGGUUUUCAUUUUCGGAAGCUUAUAGAUUAUAAAAGUGGAAAUAUUUAGUGAAACAAUUUUCUGAGCCCAAAAACAAAUAUUAUGGAGUCCAUUAAACACAAAAUGGAAGGCCUGAUUAAGGACCGUGAAGAUGCAAUAACGAAAGCUAUUGAAAUGGAAAAGGAAAAGACUGAUAUGGAAGAUAGAGCUAAAGAGCUUGAAGGUGAGAUUACCGCCAUUACAAAGAAAAUCAUUACUCUUGAAGAUGAACUUGAUAAAGUAACAGAAAAAAAUCGAAAAUCUCUGGAAAGUGUGGAAACCGCAGCAAAAGCAGCAUCAGACUUUGAACUUGAAGUCAACGCACAAACCAGGAGAAUGCAACUUCUUGAAGAAGAAAUGUCCAGAGUCAAUGAUCGACUCAGUGAAACGGUGGCAAAAUUGGAAGUUGCUGAAAAAGCUGCCGAGGAAAGUGAAUUGGGAAGGAAAGCUAUUGAAUCAAGAUCUUUCAAAGAUGAAGAAACAUUGGAGCUGCAAGAAAUUCAACUACGAGAUGCGAAAACAAUUGCAGAAGAUGCUGACAGGAAAUAUGAUGAAGUUCUCAGAAAGCUUCAUAUGGUGGAAAAUGAUUUGGAAAGAGUUAUUGAUCGAGCUGAAGAAGACGAAACGAAAGUGAAACAGACAGAAGAACAAUUGAGGGCGAUGCAAGAAAAACUAAAACGGAUGGAAAAUGAGGCAGUUAGGAACUCACAACAAGAAGAUACAUAUGAAGACGAAAUGAGAAUUCUGUCGGAGAAACUGAAAAAUGCCGAAACAAGAGCUGAAUUUGCUGAACGCACUGUCGACAAACUGGAAAAAACUAUCGAUUCUUUAGAAGAUCAACUGUUAGCCGAAAAACUAUCAUACAAAGGAAUCAGUGAAAAAUUGGACCAGACUCUUGGCGACAUGAUCACUCUGAAGUAAAACGAAGCCAUAGAACGAUUUCCAAACAGGAAAUAAAACGGCAUUUUUAUUUCUAAUUGCUUGUUUAUGUAUACAUUUAUAUUAUGAAAAUGGAUAUCAAAAGAUUGCAUGACCAUAUUAAAUU
Styela clava is the source of this 1141-nucleotide messenger RNA. Its product is annotated as tropomyosin-like. The record is from RefSeq and is a predicted model, not a curated record. Lineage: Eukaryota; Metazoa; Chordata; Ascidiacea; Stolidobranchia; Styelidae.